AUGCGCGCACCGCUGCUGCACUUCGACCAGCUCGAGCCCUGGCAGCGCGACAACCCUUGCAUCCGCACCGGCUACCGUCCUCUCUCUCGCUCCGUCUCAGGUGCUCUCCGCACCGUCGCCGCCUGGCACAACGAGUCGAUCAACAUUGUGCGCUGGCUCGCACCGUUCGCCGGCAUCCCCUACCCGUUCCCGAACGCGGCUCAGCCGAGCGUGACCAGGGCAGACGCCGUCGGCUUCGCAGCCUUCCUCGUUUCGGCCACCUUGUGCCUUGGCUUCUCGGGCCUCUUUCACACGAUGCUGUGCCACUCGGAGGCGGUCGCCGUGCGCUGGAACCGCCUCGACUACCUCGGCAUCGUCGUCCUCAUCUCGGGCACGUUCGUUCCCGCCGUGCACUACGGCUUCUUCUGUACGUCCUCGACUUUCUCGACGACGAGAGAGACUGAAAUUGCCUCUGCAGCGACCGCCGCCGCCGUCGUCUCGCCUCACGCCCGGACCCCCGAGUUUCGCCGGUUCCGCACCUUCCUGUUCAUCGCCAUGGGCCUCUCGGCCGUCUUCCCUGUCGGCCAUGCCGUCCUCCGAUACGGCCUCGAGGGCGCGUCAAGAGGGAUCUCGCUCUUCUGGCUCGCGCUCGGCGGCGCGCUCUACAUCGUCGGCGCCCUUCUCUACGCCGAGCGCUGCCCCGAGCGCCUCUCGCCCGGUCGUUUCGACUUUGUCGGCGGCUCGCACCAGAUCUUCCACGUCCUCAUCCUCCUCGCCGCCCUGAGCCACUGGACCGCCAUCGCCGAGGCGCACCGGUUCUGGCACGGCGAGAUGCAGGGGCAGUGUCCGGCUUGGGCGCGGCCGCAGGAUCUGUAG
Molecule: messenger RNA, 855 nt
Organism: Rhodotorula graminis WP1
Lineage: Eukaryota; Fungi; Basidiomycota; Microbotryomycetes; Sporidiobolales; Sporidiobolaceae
Exons: 6
Coding region: 1-855 (284 amino acids)
Cellular component (GO): membrane
Molecular function (GO): signaling receptor activity
Source: RefSeq, a predicted model, not a curated record